AUGGUUCUUGAACUUAGAGAUACUAAUAUACAAAAUAGAGCUCUUCUUUAUUUACAAUCUAUCUUAAGUAAACAUGAAAGAUGUCUUGAGGAGUUUCUAUAUAUGCCUAUUCCAAUUGCUGACACUAAUACUGAACAAGAUAACUAUCUAAUUAGAGAAGAGCAACAAUAUAAUAUUAAAAAACUUGCAGAAAUUAUUAAAAAAGAACUUCUCUAUGUAGCUAAACAAGAAGAAUUUGCUAAUUGGCUACUUAGAGUUGAAGAAGUGCAUAUUCCUACUGUUGCUAGAAUAGAGGGCAAUAUUAUUCAACUUCCUAAAGAUAUUAUUUUGCCAUCUCAAGAUAUAAAUGCUCUAAUUCAUUUUAUUUAUCCUAAUCUCUCUGCAAGUUCUGAUUCUCAAUAUUUAGUCAAGUGUACAAUACUAGCUCCAAAAAAUGAACAUGUUAAUGCUAUUAAUGCUGCUAUUAUGACUCAGUUUCUUGGUAAAGCUGUUGAAUAUCUUAGUGCAGAUACAAUUGAAAAUCAAACUGAAUCUAAUCAUCAAUAUCCAAUAGAGUUCCUUAAUUCUCUUAUCAUUGAAG
This is a messenger RNA of Cetraspora pellucida, 580 nucleotides long. Lineage: Eukaryota; Fungi; Glomeromycota; Glomeromycetes; Diversisporales; Gigasporaceae. The record is from the annotation of a GenBank genome assembly.